Messenger RNA from Sitodiplosis mosellana (orange wheat blossom midge), 4866 nucleotides. Its product is annotated as dual 3',5'-cyclic-AMP and -GMP phosphodiesterase 11-like. Bases 1948 to 4473 code for a protein of 841 amino acids. The record is from RefSeq and is a predicted model, not a curated record. Gene Ontology annotation, molecular function: 3',5'-cyclic-AMP phosphodiesterase activity. The transcript is spliced from 6 exons. NCBI's taxonomy places the organism in Eukaryota, Metazoa, Arthropoda, Insecta, Diptera, Cecidomyiidae.
AAUCUAACAUGUUAACAAUGACAUUUGUUCAACAAUGCAGUGCUAUUUGAGUUGCAUGAACUUCUUUGAAAUUGGAACACUUCCUCCCUGCAUUCAAAUUUCAAUUUCAUAAACGCCGGACAUUCCAUUGAUUGUGCAAUUUGGACAAUUUUUUUUUUUUAAAUCAAUAUUGGUUUUCUAUGUGUCAAUAACCCUAGUGUCAUCGCUUGUGACUUACUCGUUGAGGCUCUGUUCAAUAUUGAAAUAUUAAAUGAAAUAUAUGGAAAUAGAUUGACUUGUGGGCAAUUGUCAGUUGUUUACGAUAGAUUUUUCUAAAACACGGAACUAAUCGUAAGUUUAAAAAAAAUGUCAAAACACAUAUUGGUUUGCACAUUGAAAUAGAUGAUGUUGGUUUUGUUGAUUUGAAUAUUCAAUUUUCAAAAUGAUAAUUUCUUCCAGCAAUAUAGUCUCAAAUAUUCAAAUAUUCAGAGAAAUGAAUAGCAAUAUUGCUAGAGCAUUUUUUGCUACUAGUUACGUGCGGCAGUGCUAAAUGUUGAGCGUAUUUGAUAGCAAAAUACCGGUUUUAAAUACCUUAAGGUUUGGCGAAACGAUGUAUUUUUUUUUUACGAAUGCAAAGAUGAGAUACAAACUUAUUCUCCCAAAAAAUCGAUAUAAGUUGCCUCUGGAAGAAAGAAGAAUCGAAUUUUAUUGAUUAAAUGUGUCGCCUUUCGCAUCCUUUCUUCUUUAAUUCCAUUUGUUUGGCGUAUUUAAGUUUAAAUCUGAAAAAUCAUUCUAGUUGAUCGAUUGCACUUAAUUAUUAUACUAGUUUUACAAGACAAGUAAAACAAAGUAGUAAAUUAUGAUGCAUUGAUUACAAUAAGACCGACCAUUAUUUUUUUUUAUUGCUGACCAAUUAGCGACGGCUGCACUAGAAAUUGUCUACUACGCGCAAUAUAACCAUUUCACAUGUUCCAUUCUUCUCCUAACUGGUUAGAAUAUAAUAUUUUUUUACGACAAUUAAAAUAUCGACGGAAAUUGAUGUUAUAUGCGAUUUGUAUAAUUUGAACCUGUUUGUUGAGAGAGUGUAUUGUUUUUGCAUUGAUAAUAAUGAUACGUGGUAGAAUGCGGGAACAAUUUUUUUUAUAUUCUCACUUACUUUUCAUACAGUUCCUGAAAUGGUAUGGAUAUGUAGAACCUGAAAGGAAUUUAUUGGUAUUACUAAUUACAUCAAUUUUGCUUUGUUCAACAAUUUAUCGAUCCUUGAAUUAUAAUCAUAGUCGCUUUCAAAGACUUCGUCGAAGCACCGAAAAAUUCCCAUUAGAAUAAAUAAUCUGGCUUUGAACAAGCGGAGAAAGUAUCUUAGUUAACGACCAAAAACUUCAAAUUCACAUAAAAACAUCUGCAUCAUUUGAUUAGCAUUUCUCGUGCCCAUUUUUCCUUUAUAUAAAUGUAAAUGCUCAUCAUUUCACGAGCGCAAAGUGAUGGAGAUGUUUUUGUUUGCCUGCGUGCACGUUUCUUCUAUCUGUAUAGUCUAUUAGGGAGCGGGGGAGAGGAAGCAGAGAAAAGGGAAGAGAGAAAUGACGCAAGAAGAACCCAUUCCUUAUUAUAACAAUGAAAUUUGGAAAUUCGUUUGCAUUCUUCCAUAAAUUAGAUAAUACAGAGAGACGUUCCCCCAAAAUAUUUUUUCCGAAUUUUGAAUGCAAAUUACGAAAAAGUGUUUCAUGUUUAAUUAAAUGAUGGUAUGAAACAAGGCUAAGCUAUAACCAACUGUAAUUUGAUUAUAGAAGUAUUUUUCUUGAUGAUGCCUAUAUUAUUUAUGAAGAAUGCUUCACGAAAUCACAAUAAAUCACAUAGAUAUUUGGUUCAAGAAUGAAAUAAUACUGAAAAAUGCACUACAAUACACACACGAUGAUGUCAAGUGAAUUCUGAAUAAACGGAAAGUUUUGAGUUGCUCAAGAUGUAGCUACAAUGGAAACUACUGACAGUUCUAUAUACAUUCGAUUAAAACCAACAUCAUCGCAAGUCCAACGAUUUCGAAUGUCAGACUCUGACCGAGAUCGACCAUUAAUUGAAGCGUUAGUUGCAGAUGAAAAGCUGGAGCAUCCCCGUCGUCGCUUUGCAUGCACCGGCCGUUUUCUCACAAUGCACAAGAGACGGCGCAAGAAGCUAACGACGCGCUCUCUAAUGCAAGACACAGCCAUCUUGGACGACAUACAUCACGGUCAAGUACAGUGUAUACUUAAUCAAGUGAGCAACUGGAAAUUCAAUGCUUUCACUUUGGAAACAGUUACUGGAGGUCGUUCACUGCCAGUUUUAUGUGUUCAUUUGUUUCAUUGGUAUGGCCUUUUGGACCACUUCAAGUUAGACGUAGUUAGAUUAUGGAAAUUAUUUACAUUGAUUGAAGAAGGCUACCACAGCACGAAUCCGUAUCACAAUUCAAUACACGCAACAGACGUUACGCAAGCUAUGCAUUGUUUUCUUCAAGAGACCAAAAUCAUGGAGCACCUCGAACCAGUCGAAAUUAUGGCGUCGCUAAUUGGAGCCGUGACGCACGAUUUGGAUCAUCCAGGUGUGAAUCAACCAUUUUUGAUCGCUACGUCAAAUCAUUUGGCUGCACUGUAUGAGAACACAUCGGUUUUGGAGAAUCAUCACUGGCGCUCGGCCGUAGGCUGUUUGCUGGAAAGCGGUGUCGCUGAGCAGAUUCACAGUAUUCGGCCGCAGUUGGAAAAACAAAUAAGCUCUCUGAUUUUAGCAACUGAUAUUACCAGACAACAAGAAUUUCUCACGAAAUUCCGGGACUAUCUCACCAAAGAAACGUUAGAUAUGCGAAAACAGGACGAUAGGCACUUUAUUUUACAAAUCGCGCUUAAAUGUGCCGACAUUUCGAACCCGUGUCGACCAUGGGAUAUAAGCAAAAAAUGGAGUCAAAAGGUGUGCGAAGAGUUCUUCCGUCAGGGCGACUAUGAACGUCAGUUGAAUUUACCAGUAACUUCGCUGUGCGAUCGUUACUCAACGUCGGUUCCGAAGAUACAAGUGGGAUUUUUUAAAUUUGUUGUGACACCACUGUUUGACGAGUGGCAUAGGUUUCUAGGUUCGAAACUAUCCACGAAGAUGAUGUACUUUCUGAAAUACAAUCAAGUACAGUGGGAGAAACGGGUUGCGGCUGAACUGGCCGAGGAGACUCGAACCGAAAUGUCUGACGCCGAGGUGUUGGAAGAAGAUGAAUCUGUACAUGACGCACACGCUGACGGGGUAAACGAAGAAGAUAUAGCGGUUGACUUAUCCGACAGCUCAGAGGUUCUACUGCCCGACAAAGUUAGAAUGCCACGUAGGAGCUCUCUACAAGUACCUAACGCACCAUCCAAGUAUGACCGACGGCUAUCAAUGCCAUUGAACCCACCCAAAAUUAUUUUGCCCACCAAGGAUUUAUUGUCCCGUGACGCCAUACGUGAAGAGCUUGAAGCGAAAUUGGACGCUGACUCUUUUUCACUGCUGUCGUCGGACAGUGAUAGUGCACCUCGCAAUAAAUCAUCCGAUAAUAGUGUACCUGAUCGCGAGCGCCCGCUGAGUGCUGAAACACUCGUUCCGGACUUGAGCAUUGCGACAAUGAGCAACAGCGCCUGUGCCGAUCACCUGAAUCGCGUGAUGCACGGUGUAGGCUGUGUAUCGAGCACUACUGUCACCGGAGCAGCUAAUACAUCGAAGCAUUUGGUGCGGCAGCAAACAUUUCCGCCACUGCAGCCGUACGGCUAUCAAAGAGCUCGCUACAUGUCAGCAACUGGUGAUAUCAGCACAUAUCCAGAGACGUUAGUCGAAAGCCGUUCAUCAUCGUCCGAAUCACAGACUGAAGAUAAUCGUGGUGUUUUAGGCAUAAGUAAAAAAGACAGUUUCAAACGUGAGAAGGAACAAAAUAUAGCGGACAAGGGAUGUAAAAUGGCCAAACUAUCCAUUGUACCCGGCCAAAAAGAGAAUUUGGAUCCGAGCUUUUCAAAAAAGAAUUUAAAUCGUCGUCGUGGAUCCGCUCCAGUCGCCGUUGCACUUCCUCCGAAAACCGUACAAGAUGAUGCAACAUCUCUCGUUUUCAAAACAUGUGACAAAUUUAUGCGCCGCGGGUCGAUGCCCUCUGAUAGUCUCAAAAAUACGUCAUUCGUUGAACAGAAUCUUCCACAAGCGUCUUCUCUGGCGGCAAAUCAACGGCGUAGUUCAGUUCCAGGUGACAAUCUCGUCGUGGCUUCAAAUCGGAAUAGCUGCCAUAAUGGUAAAUCGAAGAAUCGGAAAAAAUCAUUGCGACGACGGUCAUCUGGAGGGGCUGAGAUCUUGUGUUCCAUUGUGUCAGAAACGGAGCCAAGUAGUUCCAGUUCACCCUGGUAUCGUUUCAAACGAAGUGAAACAACGAAAAAUCGUUCUGAUUUAGACUUACUACUUUCGCGUAGGAGAGGCUCGCUUCCUGUUGAGGUACUUACAACAUGUAACUCAGGGACGAUGCGCCACUAGGUUGUAUUAAGCGGAAAUGGCAAAGAGUAUUACCAUUUGAGUUAGCAGAUACAUUCAAAACAGUUCAUGAAUCUUCAGAAUAUACACGAAAUACAUCGCAUUUAAACCUGUUCAAAAUGUAAAAUUUAAUCUGCAAACAAAACACAAGCAUACACACACACAAAGAGGUAAAACACAUUUUAGUUAAGAUGGUUCAUGGGCAGGACCCGUAUACUUGAAUCAAAAAAAAUGCACACAAAUUAUAUAUUUUAAAUAAGUGAAAUUGAAAAUGAUGCAAAAAUAUACCAAAAACUUUUUGAUUAUAAAAUAAUUAUUUGUAUGAUGGUUUGCAUACAAGUCGCAAAUUUAAAGGAGAAGGAAUUGCAGUGUUUGAUUCAAAUGCAAAAGUUUUAA